This is a messenger RNA of Arabidopsis arenosa, 1115 nucleotides long. The record is from the annotation of a GenBank genome assembly. NCBI's taxonomy places the organism in Eukaryota, Viridiplantae, Streptophyta, Magnoliopsida, Brassicales, Brassicaceae.
AUUUCGUCGAAGAUUAGGUUUUCAGAGAACAAAAAAGAGGUAAGUGCAUCGUUUGUUUUCUUUCUAUUAAUCUAGGAUUCGUCUUCUCUCACUUGCCCCUUCGAUAAUCAAACGCUUUGUGAUAUUUUCAAUUUGAUUUGUUUCGUUAUAUUUUCAUUCAUAGAUUUGAAAUCCCAAAAAAAAAAAAAAACUGCAUCUAGAGAGGCCUAUUCGAUGAAUUCGUCAGACAUCUCGACCAUCUCGAAAAAGAUGGAAUCAAUGUCAAUUACUCACCGUGUUGUCCGACACGACAAGAGAUUACCACAGUCUAGAUAUUCUCCUUACAUUUUAGGGUCAGUGACGACUACUAUUCCCUACACUAAAGAGACUGAUCUUACCAUUGAGAGGCAGAAAGAUAAGGCUAUACGACUCGGAGUUGAGCUCUCGCUCUUUGUAGCUGAAGCAAUGUUCAUUUUAUCCGAUGACCUACGUUCUAUGUUACUCUUCUUUCCUUUGCUAGUGAAGUAUGCAGGGUACAAAAAUACUAAUGAUGGUCCCGUGGUAAGAAGGUUAUUUUGUGUUAUGCUAUAUGUGUUUGAAACAUAUAUCAAACCCAAGAAUGGAGUCUAUCAGGCUGAUGGCAAAUCCAUCCAACGGGAACUAAUUGGAAAGUCUCAUCAGAAUUUUAGUUUUGGGAUCAAAGAAUUGGAUCGCAUUGUUUUUGUUCUCGGGAAGAGAGAAAGCUCUUUUGCUGAUGUAGUAAAAUUACAAACUGAUUUUGAACACUACAACCAAGAGCUGAAGAAGCUAGAGGAGACUUUGAGGUCUGCCAAAGAUGUUUCAGAGGCGAAUGGGUUUGUGAGGGAUGAGAUAAAGUCUAACAUUCUUCAUUUGUGGAAUUCCCUCUUUGAAACACCAUCCAAGUUGAUACACCCUAAGGUUAGAAUGCUUGAGAUGUUAAGGCCUCUGUUGAACCAAUCAAGGGAGAGUAUUUGCUCUCGUCUUAUUGCUUCUUUACACAUAUGAAUCAGAGAUUCUUGGAUUCGAUGAUUUUUAUUUUCAUUCAUGGACACGUUAAGCUCUCUAGUGUGCUGAUAGAGAAAUAUGAAAAGAGUUGGCCAACUUUUUUUUUUUUC